Messenger RNA from Lichtheimia ornata, 1113 nucleotides. RefSeq lists its product as uncharacterized. Lineage: Eukaryota; Fungi; Mucoromycota; Mucoromycetes; Mucorales; Lichtheimiaceae. The transcript has a single exon. The record is from RefSeq and is a predicted model, not a curated record. Bases 1 to 1113 code for a protein of 370 amino acids.
AUGGGCCGUCAAAAGUCCUCUUCAACAACCAAGAAUGCUCUCAUUACACAGUUCUUCAAGAAGCCAGAAGCCAAUGCCAAGAAGCAAAUAGCCAAGAAUGACGAGAACGCUUUGACCGAACAAGAGAUUCAAGAACGCAAUCGACGUCUUCUUCAGCGUGUGGACGAAGGUGAUCACAAGAAGAAACGACCCGUUUUGCGGCCAGCUUUAAGCGAUAAGAGUGGUUUGGGUGGUGGUCUUGGUACAAAGCAAACUGCUAAGGCACCAAAACGACACGAGCCAGCAUGCAAUGUGCUAUGUGAUAAUGAGGAACCUAUCAAGAAGGACGUUGGAAACAGCAAAACGACCAUCAAUGUUAAGGAACGACGAGCACCAUUGCAGGAAAAGGAAGUGGAAACAACCAAAGUAUCGAUGCCAAAAUCAUGGUCGACGAGCAGGAACACGUUGAAUGAAAAAGAAUCACCAUCACCCAUCCGCAGUCGCGAGGAACACCACAAAUCUGAAACCGUUGCCAAGGAUACCAGUGAUUCAUCGUCGUCAAUAUCACCAUGCACCAAAGAUCAACCUACAGCACGUGUCAAAAGACGACGCAUUGAGGAUGAAUUUAUGAUGCCCACCACCAUACGUAAAGUACUCCCUCUCAGACCAUUAUCACGACAAUCAUCUGGAGAGGAGGAACAGCACAAAGGAGACAAUGAGACAACGAGCGACAACGACAAAGCAACCAUAUACCCCAAUGAAGAAGAAGAUGAUGAUGACGAUGAUGAAGAUGAAGAUGCCGUUUGUCCUGUUUAUUCUUCUCCUUUAUCCUCUCAAGACGACCCAUUAUCACUAUCACCAGAGCUUCGACCACCCACAUCUGAUUUACAACCAUCACCUGAAUGCCCGUCAUCACCUUAUGAAAGCCAAUCAUCCAACAACAACCGAUCACCUACCCUUCAUUCAUCACCAGAUCACACGCUUCCAUUAUCAUUGACUGAACAAUACGAGGAACAUGCUGCUUUUCCAGUACCACGAGGAAGGAAUCUGGUAGAAAAACUUGGAAUCCAGGACCCUGCUUCAAGUCAAUCAUCAUCACAUUCCACCGACAAGGACGAACAAAAUCUAGCAUAG